AUGGUAAAUGCAUACAGUUUGGAUGGUGUGCUAACGAUAGCACUGCUCUUUAUAUGCGCAUGUGCAUACAUGCGGAGAGUAACAAGGCUCAAGAAUUUGCUGUUCAAUGAAAACAAAGGAUUCUGGGGUAUUUUCUACAAGUCAGCUGUUAUUGGAAUUCGAUUGCAUAUAUUAGUAUCGAUCUCCUGUAUUUCAAUGGCAUUCUAUCUAUUACUUUUCCGUUAA
Messenger RNA from Mesocestoides corti, 225 nucleotides. The record is from the annotation of a GenBank genome assembly. Lineage: Eukaryota; Metazoa; Platyhelminthes; Cestoda; Cyclophyllidea; Mesocestoididae.